AUGAAGAUAGACAAGGUUUUAGCCAUGAAUGGUGGGCAAGGAGAAGGCAGCUAUGCACAAAAUUCAUUGCAUCAAAGCGAAUGUCUCCAUUUCCUACAACCAUUUUUGAAAGAAUGCAUUUCCAACAUGAAGAUUACUCCAGUUGAAAGAUUUUGCAUAGCAGAUCUGGGGUGUUCGGCUGGACCCAAUACACUUUUCAUUGCAGAGUCAAUCUCAAAGGUAAUUCAAGAUAAAUGCAUGGUGAUGGGUUCUCCAGUACCAGAGUUGCAAGUAUUCUUCUCAGAUCUGCCCUCCAACGACUUCAAUUUGCUUUUCCAAAGCUUACCACCUCCUCCCAAGGGAGACAAGGAAGAAGAAGAGGAUGAAGAUAGCAAUGAGAAGAAUGGUUGUAGAAUUAAAACUAGAUGUAACUACUUUGUUGCAGGUGUUGCAGGUUCCUUCUACAACCGUCUUUUCCCCAAAAAUUCUCUUCACUUUGUUCACUCCUCUUUCAGUUUACACUGGCUUUCACAAGUCCCUCCAGAAAUUGAAGAUAAGAAGUUGAAAUCGUGGAAUGGUGGGAGAGUGCAUAUAUCAAAGGAAGGGCCGGUGGAAAUUGGGGAGGCAUAUCUAGGUCAAUUUAAAAAGGAUGUCCAUAAUUUUUUGAGAGCCCGUUCAGAUGAAGUGGUGAGAGGAGGUUGCAUGUUUAUAUGUAUAGGAGGGCGUCCUGAUGCUUGUGACGAUCCCAGAGACCAAGGCCCAUCUAGGUUUACUCGAGAUACUCUAAAUGCUACCCUCAAUGACAUGGUCAUACAGGGAAUGAUAAAGGAGGAGGAAAGAGACUCAUUCAACUUGCCUAUUUAUUCUCCCUCUCCAAAGGAGCUGAGAGCUCAAGUUGAGAAAGAAGGCUCAUUCAUUGUGAAAAAGAUUGAGUCUUUAUUUGGAUUGGGUUAUGAAGGAGUAAUUAACAAGGACAUAAGCAAUCGUGAGGCUUAG
This is a messenger RNA of Cryptomeria japonica (Japanese cedar), 975 nucleotides long. Its product is annotated as probable methyltransferase TCM_000168. Bases 1 to 975 code for a protein of 324 amino acids. NCBI's taxonomy places the organism in Eukaryota, Viridiplantae, Streptophyta, Pinopsida, Cupressales, Cupressaceae. The transcript has 4 exons. Gene Ontology annotation, biological process: methylation. The record is from RefSeq and is a predicted model, not a curated record. Gene Ontology annotation, molecular function: S-adenosylmethionine-dependent methyltransferase activity.